This is a messenger RNA of Folsomia candida, 2088 nucleotides long. Its product is annotated as mitochondrial chaperone BCS1. Gene Ontology annotation, molecular function: ATP hydrolysis activity; ATP binding. The transcript has 3 exons. Lineage: Eukaryota; Metazoa; Arthropoda; Collembola; Entomobryomorpha; Isotomidae. The record is from RefSeq and is a predicted model, not a curated record. The coding region runs from base 561 to 1988 and encodes 475 amino acids.
CAGUGCAUAUCUACGACAAGAUAAGUACAACUUGUACAAGGUGUGUCAUUCUACUUUGUCAUAGUUAAACCCAGUUGUGUGGCUCAUUGUAAGUUUUGCAGUCUACUCAAAACCACGUAAGGAGUGAGUAACAUCAGAGUCACUACUGUGCAAUUUUUUUGCGAAUCGUUGGCAGACUUGCAAUCUAAAAACGUUUCGGUAAUACGUAGAAUUGGGUUCGUUCAUUCUGAUAUUGUUGUUUCUGCUUGCGUAGUUUGUUAGUUGAACGUAUGUACAUACAUAUUACUUUAUUACAUGCAAUUUAUCAUGACUUGUUAGCCGGUUGCAUGUUACCUGCUUAACAUCUAUGUGAAAAUGACUCAUUUCCCUGCAUGAAUUUGGGUGUGUGUAUCUUGCAGGACAAUGAAAAGUCUUAUUAACUCUGACAUUUAAAAAACGAAUAAUAAUCCUGACGUUUUUCAGCUACAUAAAUAUUGGGAUAUUUUCCGUCUAAAGUUUAGUCGAGGUUUGGGAUUUGAGAGAGCAAGACGAUCCUAUUCCGCUGACCGUUUGAAGAAAUCAUGGCGUCCGGUAGUGGCGGAUAUUUGCUGGAGAAUCUCUUCUUUCUCGGCACUGCACUUGGGACCAUUUUAAUCGUAGGGUGGAUCUUGCUGAGAAUUAUUUCUGGAUUCUUCCGGCGGUGCAAUGACUCUCUCAUGGCUGAAAUUCGACUCGCUGCCACCAUGCGUCACACUUAUUACCACAAUGACGACAAAUUAUAUCAAGCCCUCCUCAAAGUCUUGGAACCUUAUAUGGGGGACGACUUUAAAAAUCGGAGCGUUACCCUUUCCAGUAAACAACUUCAAAACGGGAAGGAAGACUACGAAUUCAUUUCCCCACCCGGCUUUGGAAUUCAUUACAUUCAGUACAAAUCCCACUGGGUCAGGAUUGAGCGGAGACAGCAACCCGAACUAGUCUGCGACAAGGUCCCCUUCGAGUUCAUCACCUUGUCCACGUACAAAUGGAACAAACACCUGCUCUACGAACUUCUCACCGAGGCGAAGGAAAGUCAGAGGGAUCACGACGAGAAGAAAACCGCCUUCUACUGCAUUUCUUGCAGUGACUGGAACUCCUUCGGACAGCCGAAACGAAGGCGUCUCCUCGACUCCGUCAUCACUGCGGGACGUGUGAAGGAAAUGCUGUUGAAGGAUGUCAAUGAGUUUCUAGACUCUGAAGAUUGGUACAUGGAUCGAGGAAUCCCGUACAGACGCGGUUAUCUUCUCCAUGGGCCACCCGGCACUGGAAAGAGCAGUCUUAUCAGAGCCAUUGCUGGUGAAAUUGGAUACGACAUCUGCAUCCUGUCCCUCUCUGCGAAGGAUCUCACGGACGAUGAACUCAACCGGUUGAUGAAUUCUACUCCGGACAAGUGCAUAAUUCUUCUGGAGGAUGUGGACGCAGCUUUCAAAAGUCGUGAAGGCGAGGACAACGGUAAUGGAACGUCGCAUUUGGCAUAUGAAGGAGCUGGAGCGUCAAAGGUCACGUUUCGCGGAUUGCUGAAUUCUCUCGAUGGCGUGGCUUCAACCGAGGGCAGAAUCUUGUUUAUUACAACGAAUCAUAUCAAUAAAUUGGACCCUGCUUUAAUCCGACCGGGACGAGUUGAUAUUCGGAUCCAUGUAGAUUACCCGACUGCAAAUCAAAUUACGAAAAUGUUCAAGAGAUUCUAUCCCAAAGCGAGUGACGACUUGGCCGAUACGUUUCUGCACGUUUUGAUGGGAAUGGACAAAAAGAUCUCAAUGGCUGCAAUUCAAGGAUUGUUUCUCAUGUUCAAGAAAGAUCCAGAGAACGCAAUUCAGCAUGCGGAAGAAUGUUUGAAUUAUGAAUAUUUUGAGAGGAAGGAUAACUUCACUGACACUAUUGCUGAAGAACUGGAUGAGGAGAAAGCAGUGGUCAUCAAUGGUGGUGGCGGUGAAGAAAAGCCGAAAAAGAAGAAAAAUGUCAAAGCAAAAUAAAUGUUGCAUACAAAUAUAUUAUGAUCUCAAUUUGGCGACAAUGUAAAUUUGAAAUGUGUUAUUGUCUGAAUAAAUGUUGUCUCGUGUGUAAUUAAAUAAA